Sphenostylis stenocarpa is the source of this 1131-nucleotide messenger RNA. Lineage: Eukaryota; Viridiplantae; Streptophyta; Magnoliopsida; Fabales; Fabaceae. The record is from the annotation of a GenBank genome assembly.
AUGUCUAACAAUACCAAUUCCUCCUCUAAAACACAACCCCCUUAUGCUUCUAACCCAAACCACCAAAAUUUGUUGCUAAACAAUGGUGUGGGCAUGCCACCCCAGCCCCAGUUAAGUUCUGGCAACCACCCAGGCCAAAACAUGAUGCCCCCUUUUAUGCAGCCACUGCCCAUGAAUGCAGCACCUUUCAUGAAUGCUGCAAAUCACAAUCAUUUUCCCUUGCAAAACAAUCACAUGCAUCUGCCUCACAUGGGUUUGCCUGGCCAUCAGCAGGGUCAACCCCUUGUGGGGGGUUUAGGUCCCCAAAAUAGUGUUGGCAAUCCCAAUUACACCAAUCCAAUGUAUCCUGUUCAGGGACAAGUCAUGCAGAAUGCGGCAGCUCCACUCAAUUUGUCUCAAUUCCAGGGACAAAUGUUGGCACAUAGUAUUUUGAACAUGCUUCAGCAGCCUAAUAUGAAUAUGAGUAUGCCAAAUAGCCAAUUUUGUGUCCCUUAUCCUAUGCAGAAUGUGAAUCAACAGUUUCCUAUCCAAAUGCCAAACCCUUCUCAAGGGGUUCCUUAUGGUAUGCAUCCUGGUCUCCACCCCAUGUUUGGGUUUCCAAAUCAAGUGCCUCAGAAUUCAUUAUUUUCUGCAAAUCCCCAGUUAGGUUUUGUGCCUGGAAAUCAGGUCCAGCCGCAGAUUGACCCGAAUGAGAAAAACCUUCCUCCACCAAACUUUAAUGCAAAUGCUUUUGUAUCAUCGUCGCCUUUUUCAUCUCAUCAGUUACAAGGGAACACUUCUCAGCAGUUACAAGGGAACACUUCUGGGCCACUUAAUCCUAAUUUGGCUCAUGCAAAUAACUAUCAACCUCCUGCAUAUAUGAAGUCACACUCGCAGGAGAAUUCUAAUGGCAAUGUUAAAACUAAUGUUCCAAAUGCUAAUUGGAAUGGAUCACCAAGCAAAAACUUCAAAAAUAGACCAAAUCGAGGGGGGUUUCACGGAGGAUUUCAGAAGUCUAAAUUUCAUGAUGUCAACAAUGGAAAGAGAAAAAGUGGGUUUCCUAAAGAACGUAAUGGCAGAGGCCCUUACAGUGGGAGGGCAGGACAGGAUGGUUUAAUAUCAAAGGAACUUAAGCAGCAACCAGAAAGGUAG